Messenger RNA from Pogona vitticeps (central bearded dragon), 1188 nucleotides. The record is from RefSeq and is a predicted model, not a curated record. NCBI's taxonomy places the organism in Eukaryota, Metazoa, Chordata, Lepidosauria, Squamata, Agamidae.
AGCUUUGUUGAACGGGCUGCUGCAGGUUGGGCGAGGAGACCGGCACAGGGGAGAAAUAAAACGCUUUAUCUGUUCCUGAGGGGAGCUGGGGAAGAAAGAGAAUGUCUUUAUUUAAAACCAGAGAGUGGUGGUCUACAGUAGUUGGCAACAAAGAAGAAUUUGAUCAGGGAUGCUUAUGUGUUUCAAAUGUUGACAACAGCUGCAGUGCACAAGAUAAAAUAAUUGUGGGCAGUUAUAUGGGAUUUCUUAGAAUCUAUAAUCCCCAUCCUAUAAAGCCUGGAAAUGCUAUGCAAGCUGAAGAUUUGCUCUUGGAAGUGCAAUUAAGUGAGCCAGUACUGCAAGUGGAAGUAGGAAAAUUUGUUUCUGGUACAGAACUACUUCAUUUGGCUGUAUUGCACUCCAAAAAACUAUGUGUAUAUGCUGUCUCAGGAAGCUUGGGAAACAUUGAACAUGGUAAUCAGUAUCAGCUGAAACGUAUGUAUGAACACAAUCUUCAGAGAACAGCUUACAACAUGACUUAUGGGCCAUUUGGAGGUAUAAAAGGUCGAGAUUUGAUCUGUAUACAAUCUGUGGAUGGAAUGCUAAUGUUGUUUGAACAGGAAAGCUAUUCAUUUGGCCGUUUCUUACCUGGCUUUCUUCUACCUGGUCCACUGACAUACAGUUCUCGAACAGAUUCCUUCAUUACUGUUUCUUCCUGUUGGCAGGUUGAGAGCUACAAGUACCAAGUGCUUGCAUUUGCAAAAGAUGCUGAGACACAAGAAAAGGAGGAACAAAAGCUUGGGUCUGGAAAAAGGCUUGUGGUGGAUUGGGUUUUAAAUAUUGGAGAGCAAGCUCUGGAUAUAUGUGUUGUUUCAGUCAAUCAACUUCUCUCCAGUGUAUUUGUGCUUGGAGAGAGAAAUUUCUUUUGCCUCAAGGAUAAUGGACAAAUUCGGUUUAUAAAAAAGCUUGAACGCAGCCCAAGUUGUUUUCUUCCAUAUUCAGUGUCUGGGACUAUAGUAAACACACUAAUUGGAAACCAUGACAGCAUCCUACAUGUUUAUCAAGAUGUAACUCUAAAGUGGGCAGCUCAGCUUCCCCAUGUUCCUGUUGCAGUAAAAGUGGGAAGAUUACAUUUGACCAGCCAUGGCUGCAAUAGCCAUUUGAACUGAAAGGAUGGCAGAAAAAGAAUAAAAGAUACGCCAAACCCCC